Molecule: messenger RNA, 2712 nt
Organism: Pseudophryne corroboree (corroboree frog)
Lineage: Eukaryota; Metazoa; Chordata; Amphibia; Anura; Myobatrachidae
Gene: TMEM255B
Product: transmembrane protein 255B
Exons: 9
Coding region: 1-969 (322 amino acids)
Source: RefSeq, a predicted model, not a curated record
AUGCAGCCAGCCUCUGCUCCUACAGCUUCAGUUGAUGCCACAGAUCACUUUGCCAAGAGGAAGAAGACAUCUCUGUGGUUCACGAUCUCUCUGCUUGUUGUAUCUCUGUUUAUACUGACCAUUGGUCUGUCUGCAACUACAAGGACAGAGAACAUAUCAGUUGGUGGUUACUAUCCAGGGAUAAUUCUUGGCUUUGGAUCCUUCUUAGGUAUAAUUGGAAUUCAUCUGAUUGAGAACAGAAAACAAAUGCUAGUAGCUUCCAUCGUGUUUAUCAGUUUUGGAGUGGUGGCCGCAUUCUGCUGUGCUAUAGUUGAUGGGGUCUUUGCAGCUCGUCACAUUGAACCUAGACCCCUGAACACUGGCAGAUGUAAGUUUUAUGCAAGUGGAUCAGGGCUUGCUUAUGACACACAACAAACAGAAGUAACAUGCUCUACUGCAAACAGUCAGUGUCAGCUGAGGGUUAGGACUCACACGUGCUAUUGCUGUGACCUUUACGACUGUGAGAACUCCGAUCAUGCUACCAGUUAUUAUGAGUUUGCAGGUGUAAACAGCUGCCAGGACGUGCUGCAUUUAUACCGGCUGCUGUGGACAUGCACCGUCCUUAAUAUCGUGGGGCUGUUUCUUGGCAUUGUCACAGCUGCUGUUCUUGGAGCCUUUAAGGACAUAGCACUGAUUUCACAACUCAACUUUAACGUGCCUCCCCCACAGAUCCUUUACAACCCAGCACAGCAAAUCCUAACCUACACUGGGAUCUGCUCUCCAACAUCUUCCCUCCCUUCCUAUGCAUCAUAUCCUCUUCCUCUGCAGCCAUCAGGUUCCUAUCCAGCUACUUCCUCUGCAGAUAUUUCCUUAUCUGAUGACAUCCAAAAUCCAUCCCACUCAAUGAAUGGACUCGCUUCUAAUCCACAUUCACAAUAUGCAUCCACCAUACUCUUACCAGGUGAAAAGCCACCCCCAUAUGCUCCUUGAUAUGAGGACCACUGGCACGUACACUUGCAGGAAAACUAGAAAUAAGGGCUUUCUGCAGAACUAGGGAAAACACGAAUAUAUAUAUAUAUAUAUAUAUAUAUAUAUAUAUAUAUAUAUAUAUAUAUCAGAGAGAGAAAAUACACAUUGUAAGGUUCAGUCAACCUGGCAGAUGAAUCACGGCUUUGUGUUGUUUUACUGUGCAUUUAUUAAAUCAACUGUUCUUGUAAUAAACAGUUAAUGUUCUGCUUCCUGACAUACUAGAAUGUUUAUGAAGUGGACUCAGAAAACUGGAAUAAAAAAUAUUCAUUUAGGCAUUCCAUAGUAAAAGCACCUUAAUUUUUUCCAGUUUCCAUUCACAAUUUUUUUUUUCCAUAAAAAAAUGCCCUCCUCAUUGUCUUAUUACUAUUCUGAUAGCAUGCAUGUACAUGACAUUCCCUAUAGUUUUGUGUAGUCUUUGGUAACAUUGGAGUCAUGUGUAAACUAAGUAGUGAUUGAUUACAGAUCCCUCCAGUGAUAAUAGACAAAACAUUCCUCAUAGUGACCAAUACACUACUAUUUUGAAGUCGAUUAAACCAUCUUCACUUUCCAGUAAACGCAGAGCAUGGCAACGCACAAGUGUAUCUCAACUGUUGUUUCAGUAAUACGGUUUUUAUAUAAGAUGUUUCAUGGAAAGGUAAAUAAAAUGUAAAUAUUGCUGGGAUUUCUUCCACAUAGAUGCAGCAUAUUAUCACUAGGUGAAUGAACGACAGGGAAAUAUGCCACAGGCAGAUGUAUAAUUUCCCUUCUGUACAAUCUGCAGCAAUACUGCACCAUGGAAUACAGCUUAAAAGGGCUGCACGUUUCAUCAUGCAAGUAAAUUCCAUACAAAUAUCUGUUUGUGUUCUGCAAUUUAUUUAUUUUGUCCUUCAAAGUCAGCAUUACUGUAAGCAGAGCUGAAGAUGACCAAAGAGUACUGCGAGGAAUACACUGUCAGGGAUAAUGUACAUACUGCACUCAUAUCAGUCCAUUUGGAGUACCGAUCCAGUGGUUCCUCAUAGUGAUCACUAUUUUCAGGUCUGCUCAUGUGUUGUUCAUCUGAUAAACACCUUCCAGGCAGCGCACUAAUGAACUAGGAGUACUCAUUUGUAAACUAACAAAGCUUUAGAUAUUAUUAACAUGCUCAUGCAUGUGUUAUGGAUCCUUAGGCACUUUACAAAGACAAGGGUAAAGGUUCCUUCUCUGAUCGCAAUACAGAAAGGCCUUACAGUAUAUGCUGAUGUCCUGCUACUGAGCUCACUUUCAGUAAAUAAUACAGCACAAUUCCAAAUGCGUUAACAAUACAAGAGUGUCAUUAGAAAUGCAUAAAAAAAAAAAAUUACCACUAAAAUUGAAAAGCUAUCACAGGGUUCAGUAUGAUAUCCCGAUGGACAGGAUGCCGGCGGUCAUAAUCCCAACAUCCCCUCCAAAAGUACUCAAACCCUCCCCUUCCCUCUAACCUAGCCCACCCUUGUAGGUGCCUAACCCUAACCCUCCCCGGUGGUGCCUACCACUAACCCUCUACUCCCCGCUGCCUAACCGUAACAUCCCCAUGUAAGUGACUAACCAUACCCCGUGCACCCUAUCCCCCCUUCUAGUGCCUAAAACAACCCCCCAUCCCACCCCUUGGUGCCGGGAUCCCAAGCUCCAUCGGGAUUUCAUCGCUGGCAUUAUGCUGCCAUUUGGGAUUCCGACCAUCGGGAUCCCGUCCAGCGGCAUUUUAACUAC